Messenger RNA from Octodon degus (degu), 930 nucleotides. It is a transcript of the gene Hspb2, whose product is annotated as heat shock protein family B (small) member 2. The record is from RefSeq and is a predicted model, not a curated record. Gene Ontology annotation, molecular function: protein folding chaperone; structural constituent of eye lens. The coding region runs from base 171 to 722 and encodes 183 amino acids. The transcript has 2 exons. Gene Ontology annotation, biological process: response to heat; protein refolding. Lineage: Eukaryota; Metazoa; Chordata; Mammalia; Rodentia; Octodontidae.
UGUUGCCACACUCAGGGCCCCUGCUCCUGCCCUCCCCCCUCGGAGGCCCCGCACUAUUUUGGGUGGUGUCGACCCCGCCCCCUCCUCUGACUGCUCCCUAGCUCUCUGGGCAGCUGGAGGGGUCCCGCGCUCCUGUUGGGGCUGCAGCUAGGACCAGGGUGACUGCAACCAUGUCUGGCCGCUCCGUGCCACACGCCCACCCGGCCACCGCUGAGUAUGAAUUCGCCAACCCGAGCCGCCUGGGUGAGCAGCGCUUUGGAGAAGGCCUCCUGCCCGAAGAGAUCCUGACCCCCACCCUCUACCAUGGUUACUAUGUGCGGCCCCGGGCUGCCCAAGCUGGGGAGGGCAGCAGGGCAGGGGCAUCGGAGCUCAGGCUCAGUGAGGGCAAGUUCCAGGCCUUUCUGGACGUGAGCCACUUUACCCCUGACGAGGUCACUGUGAGGACUGUGGACAACCUGCUGGAGGUGUCUGCCCGGCACCCCCAGCGCCUGGAUCGCCACGGCUUCGUGUCCCGAGAGUUCUGCCGCACCUACGUCCUGCCUGCUGAUGUGGACCCCUGGCGGGUUCGCGCUGCCCUUUCCCAUGACGGCAUCCUUAAUUUGGAGGCCCCUCGGGGUGGCCGACAUUUGGACACAGAAGUCAAUGAGGUCUACAUCUCACUACUCCCUGCGCCUCCCGACCCAGAGGAAGAGGAGGAGGAGGUGGCCAGAGUUGAGCCCUGACUGCCAGAGACCCAGCACCCAGCAAAUCCCUUCCCGCCUCCCUCUGUGAUUUGCGCAGUUGCCGGCCACCCCAGAGGUAGCAGCAUCCUGGGGGGAAUGGGAGUGCUCCAGGUCCACAGUGUAUGGUUUGGUCCCUUGAGACAUGUUACAGCCUUUCGUUUAGUUCUGGGGGGUGGGGGGGGAGCUGAAUAAACCCAAAGCUCAGGGC